Molecule: messenger RNA, 4059 nt
Organism: Tupaia belangeri chinensis (Chinese tree shrew)
Lineage: Eukaryota; Metazoa; Chordata; Mammalia; Scandentia; Tupaiidae
Gene: TRAK1
Product: trafficking kinesin protein 1
Biological process (GO): endosome to lysosome transport; protein targeting; anterograde axonal transport of mitochondrion
Cellular component (GO): dendrite; cytoplasmic vesicle; mitochondrion
Molecular function (GO): myosin binding; GABA receptor binding
Source: RefSeq, a predicted model, not a curated record
AUCUUCUGUUUGGGGUGCUUUAACAGGAUGAGCUGAUAGGGUGCCCAGACCGCUCGGAGUUACGUAACCCAUUGUGCUUCCAGGGCGGCUCAGAGUCUUAGGAUUUGCCCCAACAAGCAGCUCAGAAAACUGCUGAGGGAGGCAGGGAGGGGGCUGCCCUGCUCUGCCCGGGCCCGGCUCGCAUGGACGAUCGCUGCUUCCUCUGAACUGCCCUCGGAGUCCGCGGCUGCCCAUGGCAUUGGUUUUUCAGUUCGGGCAGCCCAUCGCGGCCCAGCCUCUGCCAGGACUCUGCCGGGGCAAGCUGGUCCCAGCAAGCUCGUGUGAUGUGUGCAACAGCACCGAUCUUCCGGAAGUCGAGAUCAUCAGCCUGCUGGAGGAGCAGCUGCCCCAUUAUAAGCUAAGAGCCGACACCAUCUACGGUUAUGACCACGACGACUGGCUCCACACACCCCUCAUUUCUCCAGAUGCCAACAUCGACCUCACUACCGAGCAAAUCGAAGAGACGCUGAAAUACUUCCUUUUAUGCGCUGAAAGAGUUGGCCAGAUGACCAAGACGUAUAAUGACAUAGAUGCGGUAACUCGGCUUCUCGAAGAGAAAGAGCGGGAUUUGGAAUUGGCUGCUAGGAUUGGCCAGUCGUUGUUGAAGAAGAACAAGACCCUAACCGAGAGGAACGAACUGCUGGAGGAGCAAGUGGAACACAUCAGGGAGGAGGUGUCUCAGCUCCGCCAUGAGCUGUCCAUGAAGGAUGAGCUGCUUCAGUUCUAUACCAGCGCCGCGGAGGAGAGCGAGCCUGAGUCCGUUUGCUCAACACCGUUGAAGAGGAACGAGUCGUCCUCCUCAGUCCAGAAUUACUUUCAUUUGGAUUCGCUUCAGAAGAAGCUGAAGGACCUUGAAGAGGAGAACGUUGUACUUCGAUCCGAGGCCUGCCAGCUGAAGACAGAGACCAUCACCUAUGAAGAGAAGGAGCAGCAGCUGGUCAACGACUGCGUGAAGGAGCUGAGGGAUGCCAACGUCCAGAUUGCCAGCAUUUCAGAGGAGCUGGCCAAGAAGACCGAAGAUGCCGCUCGCCAGCAGGAGGAGAUCACACACCUGCUGUCGCAGAUCGUCGACUUACAGAAAAAGGCGAAAGCUUGCGCUGUGGAAAACGAAGAACUCGUCCAGCAUCUGGGGGCGGCUAAGGAUGCCCAGCGGCAGCUCACGGCUGAGCUGCGUGAGCUGGAGGACAAGUAUGCGGAGUGCAUGGAGAUGCUCCACGAGGCGCAGGAGGAGCUGAAGAACCUGCGGAACAAGACCAUGCCCAACACCACGGCCCGCCGCUACCACUCGCUGGGCCUGUUCCCCAUGGACUCCCUGGCCGCGGAGAUCGAGGGAACGAUGCGGAAGGAGCUGCAGUUGGAAGAGGCCGAGUCUCCAGACAUCACUCACCAGAAGCGUAUCUUUGAGACCGUGAGAAACAUUAACCAAGUCGUCAAGCAGAGGUCCCUGACCCCGUCCCCCAUGAACAUCCCCGGCUCCAACCAGUCAUCGGCCAUGAACUCCCUCCUGUCCAGCUGCGUCAGCACCCCCCGCUCCAGCUUCUACGGCAGUGACGUGGGCAACGUCGUCCUCGACAACAAGACCAACAGCAUCAUCCUGGAAACAGAGGCGGCCGACCUGGGAAACGAGCGGAGUAAGAAGCCGGGGACGCCGGGCACCCCGGGCUCCCACGACCUGGAGACGGCGCUGCGGCGGCUGUCCCUCCGUGGGGAGAACUACCUGUCCGAGAGGAGGUUCUUUCAGCAGCCGCUCCUACCUGCCCGAGAAGCUGCAGAUCGUGAAGCCCCUGGAAGGCUCUGCUACACUUCACCACUGGCAGCAGUUGGCCCAGCCUCACCUGGGGGGCAUCCUGGACCCCCGGCCUGGUGUGGUGACCAAGGGCUUCCGGACUCUGGACGUAGACCUGGAUGAAGUGUACUGCCUUAACGACUUUGAAGAAGACGACACAGGUGACCACAUUUCUCUCCCGGGCCUAGCUACCUCCACGCCAGUGCAGCACCCAGAGACCUCAGCACACCACCCUGGGAAGUGCAUGUCCCAGACCAACUCCACCUUCACCUUCACCACCUGCCGCAUCCUGCAUCCUUCAGAUGAGCUCACGCGGGUCACACCAAGCCUUAACUCAGCCCCCACGCCAGCUUGUGGCAGCGCCAGCCACCUGAAAUCCACACCAGUGGCCACACCAUGCACUCCACGGAGACUGAGUCUGGCUGAAUCCUUCACUAACAUCCGUGAGUCCACGACCACCAUGAGCACAUCCCUGGGGCUGGUGUGGCUGCUGAAGGAGCGGGGCAUUUCUGCGGCUGUGUAUGACCCCCAGAGCUGGGACAGGGCCGGCCGGAGCUCCCUCCUCCACGCCUACACGCCCAGGAUGGCCGUCAUCCCGUCCACCCCGCCUAACUCACCUAUGCAGACGCCCACGUCCUCCCCGCCCUCCUUUGAGUUCAAGUGCACCAGCCCUCCCUACGACAACUUCCUGGCUUCCAAGCCGGCCAGCUCCAUCCUGAGGGAGGUGAGGGAGAAGAAGAACAUGCGGAGCAGCGAGAGCCAGACGGACGUGUCUGUCUGCAACCUCAACCUCGUGGACAAAGUCAGGAGGUUUGGGGUGGCCAAAGUGGUGGACUCGGGGCGAGCUCACAUCCCCACCUUGACUGAGGAUCAGGGACCUCUCCUCUGUGGGCCUCCAGGGCCGGCACAAACCCUUGUCCCCAGAGGUCCAGUACCCGAGGGCCUGCCUCUUGGAUGCCCCACGGUCACCAGUGCCAUUGGUGGUCUGCAGCUCAGCAGUGGCAUCCGGCGGAAUCGCAGCUUCCCCACCAUGGUGGGGUCCAGCAUGCAAAUGAAAGCCCCUGUGACUCUCACCUCGGGCAUCUUGAUGGGUGCUAAGCUCCCCAAACAAACUAGCUUACGGUGAGGACAGGGGCGUUGUCCUGGGGAGACCGGCGCACUCUCUUCCCCCUGCAGUGCACUCUCUCCCUCUUCUCUUCUCUGUCCACCCCCUCCUGAGCUAGAUAAAUCAACCUGGUGCCUACUGGGGUCGAUGGAAACUGUAAAAUGUGUACAUAGGACUUGGAGACCUCGUAUCUGCCCUGCCCUUUCUUCAGAUCCCACAGGAAGUGCCCAGUCCUGUCACCACUCUCGGGAGGACUUCACCUGGGCUCACCUGGGGGAAGGCGGCACCCUUUUCUUCGUUCCUUUUGAGAAGCACUGAAACUCCCAACGUGAGUUCUUAUCCCAUGGAUAGGAAACCGGUGAAUUCCGUGACUGACUGCCUGCGUUCCACACCGUAAGCUGUCAUGUGGCACGGGUCGUAAUGCAUCUGCCGCAUGGGUGUCUCCGGACACCUCGCCUCGCCAGCGCCUUCUGUGCGUAAGGAGCCUCCGUCCUCAGCCACCUGCAGUUGUCACAGUGUUUCAUGAUCGGAGAGCUUUUCUGUCGUGUAUGGGUGGCCUAGCUUCUCCGAGACCUGCAGUACAAUGCCUCAACGGACGAUCAUGUCUGUUUCACGUGUGAUUCUUUCUUUUCAUGCCUUCAACUUGAAGUCAUCCUGUUCUGUAAUCAGCUGUCAGGCCGAACGUCUGACCCGAAUGUAUUUACACUCCCGCUGUCCUGGUCAGCAACCCCUUCGUGUUCUGUGUGACCUGUUUUAUUUUUUCCAUUUUGUUUUUGUGUUUGCCUAUGCAGGGGUGUAAUGGUACUGGGAACCUAUGUUCUCUGUGGGGUUCUAUGACACCAAAACACAAAUGUCCAACACACCACGCCGCUAAGGAGAGAGCGGCUUAUUUCUGGGACCCAGUGUCAUAACCAAAUCGAUUUCAGACCAGACCCAAACAACUGUCACAAUAGGAUAAAAAGGAGAGGGAAUAUGAGGAAAGCUUCUUGAAGAGAUUUGUCAACGGUAAAAGUGAGGGGGGAGGCCUACAGCCAAAUGUAAGGCUAGACUGGCCCACGGAGAAGCAGGCUCAGGCUCUGAAACGCGGGCUGGGUCAGCGCGCUCUCGCCCAUGCAGCCGCUGUUGCAGC